This is a messenger RNA of Nematocida ausubeli, 192 nucleotides long. RefSeq lists its product as uncharacterized. The transcript has a single exon. The coding region runs from base 1 to 192 and encodes 63 amino acids. The record is from RefSeq and is a predicted model, not a curated record. Lineage: Eukaryota; Fungi; Microsporidia.
AUGCAAAUUCUUUUUCAGCUUCCAAAAAACCUCACUGUCGCAAGCCUCCCCAAAAAUGCGUCAAUUGGCACAGAGUUCACUGUCGAUGGCACCUCGUACCACAUUGAGCUUGGAGUAACCCCAGACGCAGGUGUUCUUGUAGGCGGGGUUCUUCACAAAAUAGAUGCGCUCUACAUUGUCAAGCCGAAGUAA